Messenger RNA from Megalobrama amblycephala (Wuchang bream), 4534 nucleotides. RefSeq lists its product as uncharacterized. Bases 1173 to 3641 code for a protein of 822 amino acids. The transcript has 2 exons. The record is from RefSeq and is a predicted model, not a curated record. Lineage: Eukaryota; Metazoa; Chordata; Actinopteri; Cypriniformes; Xenocyprididae.
UUUACAGUACGUGUACUUACAUGUACUUAUAGUGUACUUACAGUGUAUUUAUCUAAGAAAGUUCUGGUAAUACAAGGUAACUACAUGGGGUAGGGUUAGGUUUAUGGGUAGGUUCAGGGUUAGUACCUAAUUAUUACAUAGUUAUUGUAAUUACUAUAAUAAGUACAUAGUAUGUACAUGGAGAACAGGACUGUAAAAUAAAGUGCUACCAAUAAUAUUUUAAUGUUUACUACACUACAUUUAUCUGAUAACUACCGGUAUAGUUUCCAUUUGCUUUACAGAUUACAUUAAACUUCAGAGUCAAAACAGCACAUUUUCCGAUUAAUUUACAUGAAUGACUUAACUGAUUCAGGUCAAUAACAAAUCUGAUAAUUGGCCAGGACAUAAUCAACCAACGCAUACAUGUAAAUAUUAUGUAAUUUACUUACACUUUUGAAACUGAAGUACAUUUACUGUGAUAUCAUAUACUUUCAUCUUCUACUAAAGUCUUUUUCAUGUGGGUAACUAGCUUUUACCAAAGUCAUAUUUUAACAACUUCCCUUUUACUGAAGUGUGUCUUUCAGGUAAUUUAUAAAAAUAAAAAAAUAAAAAAUAUAUAUAUAUAUUUAGCUGCUAUGUUCUUUACUCAGCUACAUUUCAUCAGCUCCAUUGGUUCUGACAAUGUUCCUCAAUAAUUUUAUAUAACAAUAAAAUAUUUGUUUGAAAUGACAAGUCUGUUAAGAUCACCUUUAUAUGUGGAAUUAGCAAAAUAUUAAGAACAUGUCUGACCUAUGUAGUAGUGUUCUACAGCACUACAAAGUACAGUUUAAAAAAUGGCCAUCCAAGUAAAUAAUCACCUCUUUUAAACAGUUCCAAUAAAAUGUUAAUAUUUUAAUCCCCAUGAGGGGAGAAUUUAUAGCAGGAUUUCCUACAGUAUAUACUGCAUUGUUGUAACCUAGGUAUGUCUUAUAAAUUUGCAUGUGAGUGUUAAAUAUGCUUAAUGUAUUAUCAUUCUCGGUUUUCUGCAGGACACACAAGGACAGGAAAAUAGAGAAGCAACAAACUGGAGGUCAGAUGAUUGCAGCACCGAGCAAGUGACCAGAUCUGCUAAUUUGGAAGAUUCUUCAAACACAAAUGUGUGUAACAUCCAUUAUGCCAACCAUUCAUCCCAAUGCUAUGGACACACAAGUGAGAUGCAUCACUCUGGUCUUAAUGUUGAAUCAGAGCCUGAACAGCCUAUUUACAUGCAAACAUUUCCUGAGCACCUACCUGAAUUUGUUGAAGAAGGGACUUUAGAUGACAAUGCGUUAUUUGAUGAAGACUUUUCAAUUGAUGAUGACCUCUCAUUUGAAGACAGUUUUGAGCUUAACCUAGAGGAGGGAACAGAACUCGAAAGCUCUACAAACACUGUAGAUCAUCCACUGUACAGAAAUGCACCAAUUUCUGUUGCAGAGAGUCUUCUCCUCAUAAUGACUUUUGCAAACAGACACAAAAUAACAGGAAAAGCUCUCAGUGAUUUGCUUACAUUAAUAUCUCUGCACUGCCCCUCUGAUACACAGACUGAGUGUCUUAAAAAUUUACACAAAUUUAAACAGUUAUUUGAUGAUCCCUCCUCUCUGCUUUUGCACACAUAUUGUAGCUCAUGCUUCAUGAUUGUUGAGAGUAUAGACACCCAGUGUAAAACCUGUGAAGCCAAUGUGUCGAUGGAGGGGUCAACCUCCUAUUUUAUUGAGGUUCCCAUUGAAGCACAACUGAAGAGAUUGUUUGCUCAGGAAGGUUUUGAAGAAAAACUUAAGUUCAGGUUUAAUAGACAUAAAAAAUGUCAUGACAGUAUUGAAGAAAUAUAUGACGGAAAAACCUAUCAGAAAUUAACUACUUGCAAUGGGCCUCUCAGUGAUUCCAGAAACAUUUCGUUAAUGUGGAACACAGACGGUAUACCUAUUUUUAAGUCUUCAAAGUUUUCUGUUUGGCCUUUUUAUUGUGUCAUAAACGAGUUAAAUUUUGUUGAACGCACGAAACGAGAAAACAUGAUAUUUGCAGGUGUUUGGUUUGGGGAUUCAAAGCCGUCAAUGUUGACAUUCCUUGAACCACUGUGUGGCACUCUGAACAAAAUUGAAAGAGAAGGAAUUUCUCUUCAGUUUGCAGGAGCUCAAGAACCUUUCAUAUGCAAAGCCUUUACAAUUGCAGGAACCUGCGAUUUGCCUGCAAAAGCUUUGGUACUUAAUACUGUUCAAUUCAAUGGACAUUUUGGGUGUCUAAAGUGUGAACAGCCAGGUCAAACAGUGAAGACUGGAGAGAGAGGUCAUGUCCAUGCCUUUCCUUUCCAGAAGACAGAUCCAAAAGGCCCGCCUCGUACUCACAAGGGGUUUGUAGAUUAUGCUAAGAUGGCCUAUGAUUCCAACAGCGUUGUUCGUGGGGUGAAGGGACCUACGUUUCUCAGCAGACUAACAAGCUAUGAUUUGGUCUUGGGCACAGGUAUAGACUACAUGCAUUGUGUACUACUGGGAGUAAUGCGUCUAUUGAUGUUUUUGUGGUUUUCCACAGAGUUCUCUCGAUGUGCAUUCAGUAUGGUCAGAUCAAUCAAAGAAGUUGACAAACGUCUGGAAGAAAUAAGGCCACCAUUUAUGAUUCGAUUCCCUCGUUCUGUGUCUUCUCACAGGAUGUUCUUUAAAGCAUCUGAGUAUCGGUCCAUUUUGCUGUUUUUCGGGCCAGUUGUAUUCCGGGGCAUUCUUGCAGGACUGUACUACAACCAUUUCCUGCUCCUUAGUGAAGCAAUCUUUAUUCUUCUGAUGGAGUCAAUAACCCCUGCUCAAAUAGAUCAUGCUGAGAAACUACUCUGGAAUUUCUGUUCUCAAAUGAGUGGACUCUAUGGUGAGCGAUACAUGACAGCCAAUUUGCACUUACUUGUCCAUUUAGCUGAUAGUGUAAGAGCUCUUGGACCUCUGUGGACACACUCUUGCUUUCACUUUGAAGACAAAAAUGGGUACUUGCUCCGUCUUAUACAUGGAACCCAGAAUAUACCUGCCCAAAUGGUAAAUGCUGUAAAGACUAUACAAUAUCUCCCUAGCAUCACACAAAACAUAAAGCUGAACAUAGUAACUACUGAGUUUUUGGCCAGAAUGACAAAUAGCAAUAGUUAUCAACCAAGUAAUGUUGUCAAUAUUGUGGCCAUGUUAGGGGCAUCAUUCAAUAGAUGUCUUGAAACUGAUGAUAUUUUUCUUCUGGAACAGUUUCUUGGUCAGGCUUUACAUAGUAAUGUGGUCAAGGCAUAUAACAGAGCUCAAAUAGGGAAAAUAAUUUACACUUCCCAGCAGUAUGUCAAAGCCAAAAGACGAAACAAUUACACAGUGUUAUUUUGUGAUGGUGCGCAGAUCAAAUAUGGACAGAUUAAAUUAUUGUGUUCCUACAAAGAACCCAAUGAAGGUCAGAAUGAGAUAAAACUUGCGUUUUUGAAUGAAUUUGCAGUUGCAAGCAUAAAUCUUCUACAAGAUACUUUGACAGGUGGAACGUGUUUCCAUAUUGUUAGCCUCCUGGAAGUUCCUGUGAGAAAGACAGUGGUAGGACUUGAAAGUAUUUUGGCAAAGUUGAUGUUCAUUGAUUUGUCCUCGAUGCCUGGUAUUGUGUUUGCUGCACAUUUCCCUAACAAACUUGAAAGGGACUAAAGAUAUUAUAAAGUCAAAGAUAUGAUCUUAUUUUGAACAAAAGGGCCCAUGAUUUAACUAGUUGAAAAUCCCUACUGAAAAUGUAAAAUAUGUUGAUGGACAACUGUGAUGCCAUCUCAACUGUUUUAUAUGGGCAAAUCUAUUGUCAUACAAAAAGGUCACUUUGGGGCUAACAUGAGAAGAUGCAUACAUCUGAAUAUACAACAUUAAAAUUAUUAAUGAUAUGAGUUUUUGGCAGUUAAACUUUGAUACAUCUGAAAUGUUGAAAUUGUAAUUUCUUUGCUCUCAAGUUACCAAUAAAUUACUGUUUUUAAUUUUGCAAUGUGUUUUGUGUGGUUAAUAAAAUUAUUUUACUGAAUUACAUGCAGUGAAAUAUUUCAAAUCAUUUAUAGAAAAUAAUAUAAAAGAAGAGGGUCUUUGCAGCCUAAAAUAAAAGAUUUACAAUUAAUUUAUUCAUACAGUAAUACAUUAUAUUUAAAAAAUCAUGUGGAUUAAGAUAUCAUAUGAAACAACCAAGACAGUGAUCCAAGUCUUAGAAUUCAAUGAGCACUUGUGGAAAUCUCUUCCUUUGCUCUAUCUGAGUUAAGCAUGAGAUGCAUGAAUUGAAGCUGGGAUAAGAGUUAUAUUGAGUUCAUGGAGAGAACUCUGUCUGAGAUCACAAAGAGACACAGAAGUUGAGAAACUCUGAGCAUUAUAUUAGAGCUUGUUGAGAUCUAUUCUGAAACUUAAAAGGAGACUAAAUUGAGAUUUAGUGCAUCUUAUUGCUCCAGAGAAAAGCCUGAGACACAGGAGAAAUAAACCUUUGUCUCAGUUUGGUGUCAUAUGGAUCUCAAAGUUGUCUAGGAGAAAUAAAUGAAACAUUUUGGAGAUCUCUUUUCAGAUUUUCUUUUCCU